Messenger RNA from Centrocercus urophasianus (Greater sage-grouse), 3692 nucleotides. It is a transcript of the gene ZNF839, whose product is annotated as zinc finger protein 839. NCBI's taxonomy places the organism in Eukaryota, Metazoa, Chordata, Aves, Galliformes, Phasianidae. Bases 691 to 3303 code for a protein of 870 amino acids. The transcript is spliced from 7 exons. The record is from RefSeq and is a predicted model, not a curated record.
CGGGCUGCGUGGGGAGGUGGGGGAAUCACCGUCCGUGGAGGUGUUCUCCGGGAACCGCGGAGAAGUGGUGCUGAGGAACGUGGUCAGCGGGGACGGGCUGGGGUUGGACUGGAUGGUCUUAAGACAUCUCCAGUUUUAAUGGUUUUUGACUCCAGGGUAAGGCAGGUGGUUGCCUGCUCCCUUAGGGGAGAGGAGCUGGUGGAGAUUGGGCAGAGCUAAGGCAGGAACUUAGAAGAGGGGAGAAUAGGAAGGAAGGGAUAAGAGGAAGCAUGAAGUGUGCUGCACUGGUCGUCAUAAAGUUUUCUUGAACAGAGCACUUACUGCUGUGUAUUCUGGGUCUGGCGUUCGGCCUGCAUCAUGUUACAAGCUGUAGUUCUCCUGCAUUUGUUUUGGUAAAGGUUACAGAUGUGCCUGGGUGAUAGCAGUGCUGCUGUCCCAGAACCAGCCUGCUUGCAGCAAACAGUGCUGCGGUGUGACCUGGGAGAAGACUUUACAUACUUUAGUUGACAGCAGUUACAUUGCUGAACAUGCAGGAAAGCCAUAGCUUGAAGGAAGAGAAUCUGUGCUCUGACAUUAAAUCAGUGCUUUGAUGCUUUGAAAUGGAAAUUGAAUGAUGUGUGCUCAUUUCUUUAUGCCUUCCUUUAAAGGUAUAUACGUGUCAUAUUGGUAAAUACCAUGUUCAUCUAACAAAUGCGGUAUUUGUGUAAUCUCAGCUCUUCCUUUUUUCCACAAAAGCAGCUGGAAGCCAUUUGUGUUCAAGUUCAGCCAGGACAGAUGAAGGAAACAGAAAAGCCAGUGCCAUCCUUGGCACCAAUCCAGUCCAAAACUGUAAUGCUGAGUCAGUCUGUUGGUAGAAAUUCUAGCAUGCCAGGACUUGGCAUUAUUAAUCCCCAGAUAAUUAAGAUGCAGCCUGUUACAGGACCUGAGCAGCAGCAGCAGCAGCUUUUCCUGCAUAGUUCUUCUGAGUCUCCAAUUCAGUUGCUUAUGCAGAAACCUUUGCCGUCUCAUGGAUCAGUGCCUGUGAACAAGAUUCCUACAAGUAAGGUGCUAAACGGACAGAAAACUGCACGUGCCACAGUAUCACCUGCGAGGUCUUCAAAUAUUGCAGCCAGCUCAACAAACACUCUGAUGCCAUGCCUUGAAAAAAAACAGAAAGAUGACAAGCUAAAAAAGUCUUUGAAAGUGAAAACUCGUUCCGGACGGAUUUCACGCCCUCCAAAGUACAAGGCUAAAGAUUAUAAAUUCAUUAAAAUGGAGGAUUUGGCUGAUAGUCAUCAGUCUGAUUCCGACGACUACUCUGAGCUGAUUAUAGAAGAUGAUGAAGAGGGAAAGGUGAAGGGGAAGGAUGCAUUGUUCAAUUCUUCAAAUUAUAAUCUGAAACCCAAAAUGUUUAAGUGUCAGACUUGUGAAAAGUCCUAUAUAGGAAAAGGAGGAUUAGCAAGACAUUAUAAACUUAACCCUGGUCAUGGACAGCUGGAGUCUGUACCUCAAAAAACACCCUUAAAUAAACCUAAUGGAAGCAUAUCUGUGGACAAUCUCUGCGGAAUAGGAGAGGAAAUUAUGAGUCCAGUGCAUUUGAAUUCCAUUGCUGUCACUUUAAAUAAUCAAAACGCACUACCUACCAAUUUGGAAGAAACUGCUGGCUCACAGGUUGAACAGACUUGUAAGUCUGCAGAAAGCAGAAACCUGUUGGCAGAACAACAGAAUGAAAGCAGUUCAGGACAGCGGGGGCCCAUGACAGCAAAAGGACCUGGAAGACCCAGACGACCGAAGAGACGCGGUCGACCGAGGCUAAUACAACAAUGUGAUAAUGAAGAUUUGAUGGAGCUGGUUCUCCCACGUCUUACAGAGCUUGUUACAGUGUAUGAAUUCCUGUUGAUGAAGGUUGAAAAAGGUUGUCCAGCCAAAGCUUACUUCCCUAAUGUGUAUAGAGAAUUUGAAGAGUUACAUAAUAUGGUAAAGAAAAUGGCUUAUGAUUACCUCAGUAAUUCUGAUUUUCUGAGCUGCCAGCAGCCAAUUGAAAUAAAAGAUGCUAAGGUUGCCGAAUCUCUAGGAAUUACAGAAAUAACCUCUGGCGAACAAAAGAUGCACGGUGUAGACUCUUGUUCACAGUGUAUAAUUAAAAUGGUUAGUGAGCAAGUGCCUGUGGAGACACUGGGACAAAAACGGUUAGCUGAGAGCUCAGGGGAGGAACUGUUGCCAUCAGCCAAAAGGACCAAGUUAGAAGACGUAAUGGAGAAUGUGAAUAAUGCUUAUUCCAGUCAAGAUGAAGUGAAAGAAAAGAGUGGAAAUUUAUGUGCACUCUUUGAAAAAGAUGGUCUUAAUCCAUUAAAUGGAGAAAUCCUGCUUUCAGAAGACAGACAUGUCACUUGCUGCACAACUGGAAGCAUAUUACCUGCAGAGGAGGAACAUAAUUUACUUGUUGAUUCAGAAGUUAGAAUCAAUGCUGAAAAUUCAGGUACCUUCUCUCAGACUGUGGAAACGAGGAUCGAGUAUUCCCAACCUGUAGAUGGGCAGGGACCAGGUAUUUCGGCUGACACAUCUUUGCUACAUACUGAAAUUGUAUUGCCUGUAGAAGCGGGAGGUGCACCAGAAUUAGCUGAAGUACAUUUGGUGAGUCAAAACACAGCGGGAGGACCGUCAGCUGCUGAACCCUGCAACUCUGUCUCAGAGCAUGCAGUGGGCAUUCGGAACACUGACUUGGCAGUGAGUGAGGAAAAUGGUCUCAGUCAAAAAUGUCAGACACCGCAAGAAGAAAACCAGAAUUUUGCUGUGAAAGGACAAUCUGAACAACUUCAUGACGCUGGUAUGGCUGAGAUGCAGGAAAUGGAAAAAGCUUUUUCAACACAUGUGCCAAUAAAUUAUCCACACGGUGCUCAGGCUGAGUUGCACCAGAAUCCUGUUCAGGAAACCACCCUGUCUGCUGGUGUGAACCAUGACUGCGCUUAUAAUAACAUGAGUGAAUUUUCUUGUGGGACAGAGGAACAACACGAGCUGGAGAAUGCAGUUACUGUAGAUCAAACUGUAGCUUUUGAGAUUACUGAUGAGAGCCAUGACUUCUUGACUCAGGGACAUGAACAGAUUUUUAUUCAGACUUCUGAUGGGCUUAUUUUGUCUCAUCCCAAUGCUGCUGUUUUGUCUCAGGCAGAAGGUAUUGUUAUUGUAACUGAUUCUGAUGGUACUACAAUGCACAUCCGCACACCUGACGGGAUACCUUUGGAAACUGUGGAAGCACUACUGGCAAUGGAAGCAGAUGGCCAAAGCGAAGAUGUUCUGCUCUCACAGAGUGAAUUGGAGCCAUAAAUCAGAAUACUACACAGUCUUUCUUCUGGGAAAGACCGACUAUAUAAAAUGUAUAUUUUUCUAAUGUGAAUAGUGAGAUAACUGAAAUUUAACUUAUUUGUAAACUGUUUCUAUGCCCUAUACUUUUUAUAACUUAUGUUUAUAAAAAUCUAAAACAAUUGCAACCAAAAAUUCUGAAAUUAACAUUGUUCUCCUUGCUUUAUAUGUUGGGGGGGUGGGUAGAAAGUGGAAAUCUGGCAAUCCUAAAGCUGUUGCACUAUUCCCGUUUGUUAGGCAAUUCCUUUUCUCUCUAGACAUCUAAAAAUGCAGUAAGUUGUACUGCUUUUUGGCAGUGAUGUGCUGUGUACUGGCAAACUGUGUAUGGGUAAAAUAAAAGCUAUCUGAAAGUA